Neltuma alba is the source of this 3393-nucleotide messenger RNA. Its product is annotated as cellulose synthase-like protein D4. Gene Ontology annotation, cellular component: membrane. Gene Ontology annotation, biological process: cellulose biosynthetic process. Gene Ontology annotation, molecular function: cellulose synthase (UDP-forming) activity. Lineage: Eukaryota; Viridiplantae; Streptophyta; Magnoliopsida; Fabales; Fabaceae. The record is from RefSeq and is a predicted model, not a curated record.
AUGGCGUCAUCGAAUAAUCAGCCUCCAAAGAAGGCUUUACGCAAUGCAGGAGGAUCAUCUAACCAAGGAUCGUCCCGUGGGUCGACUGGGCAAACUGUGAAGUUUGCGAGACGAACAUCGAGUGGGAGAUAUGUGAAUUUAUCGAAGGAAGAUAUUGACAUGUCGGCGGCGGACUCAUCGUCCGGCGAUUACACGAACUACACAGUUCAUAUUCCGCCGACCCCAGAUAACCAGCCGAUGGACACGUCGGUGGCCAUGAAAGCCGAAGAACAAUACGUUUCAAAUUCUUUAUUCACAGGCGGAUUCAAUAGCGUGACCCGAGCUCAUCUGAUGGAUAAGGUUAUUGAUUCUGAAGUUAGUCACCCUCAAAUGGCUGGAUCUAAAGGGUCUUCUUGUGCGGUACCUGCCUGUGAUGGCAAAGUUAUGAAGGAUGAGAGAGGGAAUGAUGUGAUUCCAUGUGAGUGCAGAUUCAAGAUUUGCAGAGACUGCUUUUUAGAUGCACAAAAAGAGACAGGACUAUGCCCUGGCUGCAGGGAGCCAUACAAAAUAGGGGAAUAUGAAGAUGACUCGCCCAAUUAUUCAGGUGGGGCAUUACAAUCUUUGCCUGCACCAAACGGGUCAGAAAGGGAUCCGAAUAAUAUGUCAGUAAUGAAACGGAAUCAAAAUGGAGAAUUUGACCACAACCGGUGGUUGUUCGAGACCAAGGGGACGUACGGAGUCGGAAAUGCUUAUUGGCCACAAGAUGACAUGUACGCUGACGACUCUGGCGACGGUCGUGGCGGCGGACUAAUGGAUUUAGCAGAAAAGCCUUGGAAGCCACUUAGCCGGAAAACGCCCAUUCCAAAUUCCAUCAUCAGUCCUUACAGGUUGAUCAUUGCAAUCCGGUUUGUUGUACUGGGCUUCUUUUUGCACUGGAGAAUAAUGCAUCCAAAUGAGGAUGCAAUUUGGCUGUGGUUAAUGUCUGUAAUUUGUGAGAUAUGGUUUGCCUUCUCAUGGUUGCUUGACCAAAUCCCAAAGCUCAUGCCAUGUAAUAGAUCUACCGAUCUUCAAGCUCUUCAUGACAAAUUCGACAUGCCGUCGCCGUCCAAUCCGACAGGCCGAUCCGACCUCCCCGGCGUCGACGUUUACGUGUCCACUGCCGACCCCGAGAAAGAACCAGUUCUAGUCACAGCCAAUACCAUCCUUUCCAUUUUAUCAGUUGAUUACCCCGUGGAGAAACUUUGCUGUUAUAUUUCUGAUGAUGGAGGCGCUUUACUUACUUUUGAAGCAAUGGCUGAAGCUGCAAGCUUUGCAGAUUUAUGGGUUCCUUUUUGCAGAAAACAUGAUAUUGAACCACGCAAUCCAGAGACGUAUUUCAGCUUAAAAGUUGAUCCUACUAAGAACAAAAGUAGGUUGGAUUUUGUGAAGGAUAGAAGGAGGGUUAAGAGGGAGUAUGAUGAGUUCAAGGUUCGGAUAAAUGGUUUGGCAGAUUCUAUCAGGAGAAGAUCUGAUGCGUUCAAUGCUAGAGAGGAAAUGAAGAUGAUUAAGCAUUUAAAGGAGACUGGGGCUGACCCUUCAGAGCCUGUGAAAGUAGUGAAGGCCACGUGGAUGGCUGAUGGGACCCACUGGCCAGGUACUUGGGCUGUUCCUUCAAGUCAACAUGCCAAAGGUGACCACACAGGGAUUCUUCAGGUGAUGCUGAAACCUCCAAGUCCGGAUCCAUUGAUGGGAAGUCGAGACGACAAGAUUAUAGAUUUCUCAGAUGUGGAUACAAGGUUACCAAUGUUUGUGUAUAUGUCCCGAGAGAAGCGACCAGGCUAUGAUCACAACAAAAAAGCCGGAGCCAUGAAUGCCUUAGUUAGAUCAUCAGCAAUUCUAUCAAACGGCCCAUUUAUUCUUAAUUUGGAUUGUGAUCACUACUUCUACAAUUGCAAAGCCAUUCGUGAAGGAAUGUGCUUCAUGAUGGAUCGAGGUGGUGAAGAUAUUUGUUAUAUUCAAUUCCCACAAAGAUUUGAAGGCAUCGAUCCAUCUGAUCGCUAUGCUAAUCACAAUACGGUAUUCUUUGAUGGAAACAUGCGAGCCCUUGAUGGUGUCCAAGGGCCAUUUUAUGUGGGAACUGGCUGUAUGUUUAGGCGUUUUGCACUGUAUGGUUUUGAUCCACCAAUGGUUGAGAAAAUUGAUGGUAAAUCUCAGAACUCAGAUUCUAGCCAUGCUGCUGAAGUGCAACCUUUGAAUCCCUUUGACUUUGAUCCCAACCUGAACGUUAAUAACUUACCCAAGCGUUUUGGUAAUUCGACCAUGCUCGCCGAAAGCAUUGCGGUCGCCGAGUACCAAGGCCGCCCUCUCGCCGAUCACCCUGCCGUUAAGUACGGUCGUCCUCCCGGUGCACUUAGGGCUCCUCGUGAACCACUUGAUGCCCUUACUGUUGCUGAAGCUGUCUCAGUAAUUUCUUGUUGGUACGAGGACAAGACUGAAUGGGGAGACAGAGUGGGAUGGAUCUAUGGUUCUGUGACUGAGGAUGUGGUGACCGGCUACCGAAUGCACAACCGUGGAUGGCGAUCGGUGUAUUGCAUAACUAAACGAGAUGCAUUUCGCGGGACGGCUCCGAUCAAUCUCACAGAUCGAUUACACCAAGUGUUACGUUGGGCCACAGGUUCUGUGGAAAUCUUCUUCUCUAAGAACAACGCCUUCCUUGCUGGUAAAAGGCUCAAGUUCUUGCAACGUCUAGGCUACCUCAACGUCGGAAUCUACCCAUUCACCUCCAUCUUCCUUCUCGUAUAUUGCUUCCUUCCAGCACUCUCCCUUAUGUCAGGAUUCUUCAUUGUUAAGAAUCUUAGCAUCGCCUUCUUGGUCUACCUUCUUGCCAUUACUCUUUGUCUCAUAGCGCUAGCCAUUCUUGAGGUGAGAUGGGCUAAUGUGGGGUUGGAAGAAUGGUGGAGGAAUGAGCAGUUUUGGGUUAUUGCCGGAACUAGUGCGCAUUUGGCUGCUGUAAUACAAGGGCUCCUAAAAGUGAUUGCAGGGAUUGAGAUAUCCUUCACUUUGACAUCCAAAUCAUCUUCUGAAGAUAAUGAUGACAUUUAUGCAGAAUUGUAUUUGGUUAAGUGGACUUCAUUGAUGCUUCCACCAAUUAUUAUUGGAAUGGUCAAUAUUAUCGCCAUUGUUGUUGCUUUCAUGAGGACGGUUUUCUCAGCAAUCCCUCAGUGGAAUAAAUUUAUUGGAGGAGCCUUCUUUAGCUUGUGGGUUUUGGUUCAUCUCUAUCCUUUUGCAAAAGGUUUAAUGGGAAGGAGAAGGAAGACGCCCACCAUUGUUUAUGUUUGGUCAGGUCUCAUCGCCAUUACUCUUUCCCUUCUAUGGCUUGCUGUUUCCCCACCUGCCAGUAGCAACACAACUGGAGGGAAUUUCCAAUUUCCUUAA